AUGAGCUCCGUUCAAACAAUUGCCUUGCCUCGUGCUGCAGCACAUCCUCUCCGACGAACCCUCCUCUUCUCCACCCGCCGCUCGUUCACAUCGUCAUAUAACCGCCGAGUAGCCGAAGACAACAACAGCAACAAGAGUCCUUUCGGUGGCGGACCAGCACCUCCACGACUUCCAAAGGAAGAGCAGGAGAUUUUCGAGAGACUUCAAAGGCAGUCAACAGGCGCUUUCAGCACACCCAAAGUCAACCAGUCCCCCGAUUCGCAAGCAGCCGACCGGGAUUCGUCGAGUAAAGAAGAGCCGUUAUACCCGCAUUUACGGCAGGCUGCGCAGCCCGAAUUCGAAGGAGAGAAGAAUCCAAAGACUGGGGAGAUUGGGGGCCCUAAGAAUGAGCCUUUGCGCUGGGGUCAUCAAGGGGACUGGAGCUAUAAUGGUCGGGUAACGGACUUUUGA
Talaromyces atroroseus is the source of this 450-nucleotide messenger RNA. RefSeq lists its product as hypothetical. Lineage: Eukaryota; Fungi; Ascomycota; Eurotiomycetes; Eurotiales; Trichocomaceae. The record is from RefSeq and is a predicted model, not a curated record. Gene Ontology annotation, cellular component: mitochondrion. The transcript has a single exon. Gene Ontology annotation, biological process: mitochondrial respiratory chain complex II assembly. The coding region runs from base 1 to 450 and encodes 149 amino acids.